AUGCUCAAGACGAACGAACAGGACCGCAAGCUUACCUUCAACUGGUGCACCAACAGCAACAUCGAGUGGAAGUUCAUACCACCCCGUGCGCCCCACUUUGGUGGACUAUGGGAGGCGGCGGUAAAAUCGACGAAAAAUCAUCUGCUGAAAGAAUUAGGCACAGCCACCCAGGACGAAAUAAUAACUCUACACGCUCAGGUAGAAAUGUGCCUGAAUUCCCGGCCAAUUACCCAGAUGUCACCCGAUCCAGCCGACUUGGAAGCACUCACUCCAGGUCACUUCUUGGUCGGCUCCAAUCUUCAAGCGAUUCCCGAGUGCGACGUCAAACCAACACCGGACAACAGGCUGUCACGAUGGCAGUUAGUGCAAAAACGAGUCCAGCAGAUUUGGAGAAGGUGGUACUUUGAAUAUCUCCAACAACUUCAAGCCCGCUCCGCCAAAGGCUGUCGAUUGCCCGUUAACAUCGAAGUUGGUCGUUUAGUCAUCAUCAAAGACGAUAACCUCCCUCCGGCACAGUGGCCACUGGGCCGCAUCACGAAACUCCAUCCUAGGCAGGACGGAAUAGUACGAGUCGUCACACUCCGGACGGCGACCACCGACAGUGUUACCCGACCAGUCGCCAAAAUCGCUCUUCUUCCGAUGCCAUCCGACGACACCGAGAUCGAUAAAGGUCAAAACUGA
This is a messenger RNA of Ochlerotatus camptorhynchus, 681 nucleotides long. RefSeq lists its product as uncharacterized. Gene Ontology annotation, molecular function: nucleic acid binding. Bases 1 to 681 code for a protein of 226 amino acids. Lineage: Eukaryota; Metazoa; Arthropoda; Insecta; Diptera; Culicidae. The transcript has a single exon. The record is from RefSeq and is a predicted model, not a curated record.